AUGUCAGCUACCACUAUGCCCUUUAAAAGGCCUUUGAAAGAGGUGGAAGAUGAAUUACUGAACUUAGCUGCAGAAGAGGUGGACAAAGAUAAACGACAAAAGCAAAAGAAAAGACGCCACAAUUUUGCUCAUAUGACGCAGUACUCUAGUACUAUGAAUGAGAGAGAUUUAGUAGAAGAGGGUAGCAUCCAAGAAGAGUCGCCUUCUGGGUCUCUUAAAAAGGUUAUUUUAAGAAAUUUCAUGUGUCAUGAAAACUUUGAAAUGGAGCUAGGCCCCAGACUAAAUUUCAUUGUUGGUAACAAUGGUAGUGGAAAAAGUGCCAUUUUAACAGCUAUUGCUGUUGGAUUAGGUGUCAAGGCAAGCGAGACAAAUAGAGGUGUGUCUUUGAAAGAUCUCAUACGAGAAGGUAGCUAUUCUGCAAAAAUCACAUUAUAUUUGGAUAACAGUAGGAUUGGCUCUUAUAAAUCAGAUGUAUAUGGCGAUACUAUUAUAAUAGAAAGGACCUUGAAAAGGGAUGGACCACCAUCAUUCAGUCUAAAGACGAAAGAAGGGGAAGAAAUAAGUAGUAGGAAGAAGGACGUACAAAGCGUUCUUGACUACUUUUCUAUUCCAAUUAGUAAUCCAAUGUGUUUUCUUUCUCAAGAUGCAGCAAGGUCAUUUUUAACUGCAGGUUCCCCACAUGAUAAAUAUAUGCAGUUUAUGAAAGGGACGUUAUUACAGAAUAUUGAUGAUGAUUUGAAUCAUGCAAAGGUUAUCCAUAAGAAUUCAGAAGAAAGUAUGAAGUUACACCUUGAAAAAUUGAGGGAGUUGAAGGCUGAAUAUGAAGAUGCCAAAAAAUUGAUAAAGGAAAUCAAUCAAACUAGUACCUUAAACGAAAGAAAAAUGCUUCUACAAGGGCGGUCACUGUGGAUGGAUAUUGAUCAAAAUUAUAAAGCUGUUGAAAAACUGAAAAAUGAUAUGAAAACUUGCCAAACCAAAAUAGAAAAACUUACAAAUAAAGUAAAUGAGAAAGAAAAAGGUAUUGAAAAAUAUACAAUUGAUAAUGAAUCUGCACAGGCAUUGAUAGAAGAAAACGUUAUAAACGUAAAUAACAGGGAACAAGAACAUCAACUGGCCAGAGAAGCCGUGAGAAAUGUAAGAGCUGAGUUUGAAAAGAAGAAGGCCAAUGAGGCUGAAGCUCAAAAAAAUAUUGAAAGUUGCAAAAAAAAGAUAGAAGCUCUGGAUAAAACUAUUGCACAUCUCGAGGAGAACUUUCGUAGGGAAAUGGGUGGAGAUAAAGAUCAGCUAAGAGAAGAGCUAGCAGACCUGGAAAUGCAGAAUACAGAAUUAAAUACCCAAGUCAAUGCAUUGACGAUAAAUUUACAGGAUGUACAAAACGAGGAAAGAGAAGUUGUCCAACAGCGACAAGCAGAUGUGCAACAACUGGAAAGAAGCAUUCAAAAUCAAAAAAUUCAAAUUCAGAGAACUGUAGAAAGUAACAAUAACUUUUUAUCUAAUUUUGAUCCAAAAAUGGAAUAUCUGUUAAAAGUUCUGAAACAAAGACAAAGGGAAUUUGAGGUGCCGCCCAUUGGGCCAUUGGGCAAUUAUAUCACAAUAAAGAAAGACUUCUCCAAAUGGACUCGGGCCAUUCAAAAAGCUAUAUCAUCUUCUCUAAGCUCUUUCGUUGUUGUUAGUCAAAAAGAUCAAAGACUUUUGCGAGAUAUUGAGAGAUCCUGCAAUAUGAGAGCAAAUAUCCCCGUCAUCUCAUAUAAAUUAAAUGUCUUCAACUUCUCAGCGGGCAGAGCUAGAUGCCAAUAUCCCACAAUUGUAGAUGCAAUCGAGUUCGCUACUCCAGAAUUAGAAUGUUUACUUGUAGAUAUGAAUAAGAUCGAAAAGGUUGUCUUAAUAGAUGACUAUAAAGAAGCUAGGAAUUUUUUACGAGCCCGCCCUCAAAAUGUAACCAUGGCUCUAUCACUUAGAGAUCAAAGGACUGGUUUCCAGUUAACUGGUGGUUUUAGGUUAGAUACAAUUGUAUAUGAAGAUAGAAUAAAAAUGAAAACCGGCACUGAUGAUGGAAGCAGUUAUAUGAGAGAUUCCUUGAAUCAAGAAAUGGAGGAACUGCGUAAUGUAAAAAAUCAAUAUGAUACUAAAAUCUCUGAGAAACGUUCUCAGUUACGUGAUAUUGAUAGGGAACUGAGUAACUUAAGACAGCAGAUAAAACAAAAUAACAGUAGAACUACCCUGUUAAGGAUAAAUAUUGGUAAGGUUGUGGAUACGGGUGUUUUAACAUCAAAACAAGAUGAGAGGAAAAACCAAGAGCAGGCAAUUGCUGGUUAUGAGGCUGCAAUAGCUCUCCUCAAAACCAAUCUAGAAGAAAUCACUGGAAGGGCUUUGUCCAUGAAAGAGAAAUAUGAUGAAAGCAGAACUGCACUCAAGACGGCGAACGAAGAACUUCAGCAACUGAAAGAAAAUGUCAAUAAUCGUGAAUCCAGAAUUGCAAGGUUUAAAGAUGAUAUUAAGCAGUAUAACGAAAAAGCUAAUGCAUAUUCCGAAGCGAUCAAAAGAAUUGAAGUAAAUAUAUCAUCACUAGGGGAAGGUAUAGAAAGUCAAGUAAGAAACGCUUCGAAGUUCUGCUCAAGGGAAGACGCAGAUAAGGAGGAUCUUCCAAACGACCAAGUGGCUAUCAGAACUGAAUUGGAGCAAAUUACCAGACAAAUCCGUAAGUGUGAACAAAAUCUAGGCCUAUCACAAGACAAAAUUGUUGAUCUCUUCAAUCAGACAAGAUCUAAGUAUAAACAAGGACAAGAAAAAUAUGAUCUUUUAAAGAGAGCCCUACACACGUUAAAGAGUUCGCUCGAGAAACGUUUAGAGGUCUUCAAAAAUCGUAGGUAUGUGACCUGCCUCGAAGCAAACCACAGCUUUAUUGGCUCAAUGAAGCGCAGAAAUUUUAAAGGUAUGUUAAAGUUUGAUUUCCAGAAGGCCUUAUUAGAUAUAAAAGCCUGUAGUAGAGAUGAUCCUGAAGAACGUGAUGUUGACACUCUGUCUGGCGGUGAGAAGUCCUUUUCCCAGAUGGCGCUCCUUCUAGCUACAUGGGCGCCAAUGCGGUCUAGAAUUACUGCAUUAGAUGAAUUCGACGUUUUCAUGGAUCAGGUUAAUAGAAAGAUUGGUACUGGCCUUAUUGUGAAAACGCUAAAAGAUAAUGCGAGAACUCAGACCAUUAUCAUUACUCCCCAAGAUAUAGGCAAAAUUGCCCAUAUCGACAGCACCGGUGUUAAUAUUCAUAGAAUGAGAGAUCCAGAAAGACAAAAUAAUUCCAACUAUUUUAACUAG
Messenger RNA from Kazachstania africana CBS 2517, 3309 nucleotides. It is a transcript of the gene SMC6, whose product is annotated as DNA repair protein SMC6. Gene Ontology annotation, cellular component: nucleus; Smc5-Smc6 complex; site of double-strand break. Gene Ontology annotation, biological process: double-strand break repair via homologous recombination. The record is from RefSeq and is a predicted model, not a curated record. NCBI's taxonomy places the organism in Eukaryota, Fungi, Ascomycota, Saccharomycetes, Saccharomycetales, Saccharomycetaceae. Gene Ontology annotation, molecular function: single-stranded DNA binding; damaged DNA binding. The transcript has a single exon. The coding region runs from base 1 to 3309 and encodes 1102 amino acids.